Messenger RNA from Elaeis guineensis (African oil palm), 2927 nucleotides. RefSeq lists its product as uncharacterized. NCBI's taxonomy places the organism in Eukaryota, Viridiplantae, Streptophyta, Magnoliopsida, Arecales, Arecaceae. The record is from RefSeq and is a predicted model, not a curated record. Gene Ontology annotation, cellular component: nucleus. Gene Ontology annotation, biological process: regulation of DNA-templated transcription.
CCACCCAGUCUCUACUUGGGCAGGAGCCCGGAUCCCAGGCAAUUCGAGCUUCUUCUCGCGAAACUGAGAAUUUUGUUCUACGAGGGUUAAAGGGUCGAUAACCUUCGAAAUGAAACCCUUACUCGCUGUGACGAGUGGAAAACUUGUACCAUCCCAAACAAUGUUCGGGGGUGAGAAUAUCACCACCGGAUGAGGGUGCACCCAAAACUUCUCUUGGUCUGAAAUGGUACCGCCUCAAAAUGUUCACCUAAAGGAGGGAAGGCAAAGUUUCAAUUUCGUAAAGAAACGGCUCGCCCUUGCCCUCCAAAAUUUCACUUCCCAAAUCCCAGAGGCGCCAUUUCCAAACUAUAAACUCUUCUACCAUCGCCCCUCGUCUUCUCGCCCUACCGUCCCUCGAAUCACAGAAUCUCUCUCGCCCCCAAUCCUUCUCCUUAUCAUCUCCGAUCCCAUGGCCGUCCCUUCGAGCUCCUCCGCCAACAGUGGCAACAACGAGGGGGCAAGAAGGAAGAGAGGAGCCUCGUCCCUUUCCACGGGCGCUUCCACCGCGGCUGCUUCGAAGCGGACCAAGAAUCCCGGUGUCCGGGUCGUUGGAGGGCGAAUCUACGAUUCCGAGCACGGGAAGACAUGCCAUCAGUGCCGACAAAAGACGAGGGACUUUGCGGCUGCCUGCAAGCAGAUGAAGAAGGACAAGCUCUGCACCAUUAAGUUCUGCCACACCUGCCUCCGCAAUAGAUACGGCGAGGAGGCAGAAGAGGUUGCCAAGUCGGAGAAUUGGAGCUGCCCCAAAUGCCGCGGCAUUUGCAACUGUAGUUUUUGCAUGAAGAAGAGAGGUCAGCAACCAACUGGAAUUCUCGUCCAUGCUGCCAAGGCAACUGGGUUUUCCUCCGUUUCUGACUUGCUGCAGAAAAAAGGAUUUGAAGUCCUGAAUGCGGCGAAUGUUAUAAGAAGUAUGAGUUCAAGAAAAUCCCCGUCUUCUAAAAUGGGGUCCGUCGCUCUGAAAAGAGGUGGUGAUAAGGAAAACUACCGCGUUGAGCAGAAGGUUGCUGACGGUGGUGACAAUGAACAGGAACUCCGUGUGAAAAAAGAAAAGAACCGCUUGAAGAAACUAAAGAGAGACACUGGUAGUGAGAAAACCACUGGAUGCGGUGAGGCUGUUGGGAACCAAGAGAAGGAAAACUUACGAGGAAAAGAAUUUAUUGAAGACUCAAGUAGUGCCUUGGAGAAAGAGGUGUUGCUAGAUGGUGACGAGAGACAAGCUUGCAGCAAUGGUGAUGAUACAAAAAUCCCAGUUAAUGGAAAUGCCAGUGAAUCAAAAGAUAAGCCUCUGCCAAAAGCACGGAAGUUUAGAAAACAUGGUACCAAAAAACUAUGUAAGCAUACUGUUGAAGAGACCGUGCUGCCUGAAGGCACUCCCUUAACAAAGGCCGGGGAUGUUGAAUUCCCUGUUGAAGAUGUUGGAGAUGCCUUACAGUUUCUGGAAUUCUGUAAAGCAUUUUCCAAGGUGCUUGAUAUAAAGAAAGGUCAAGGUAAAGCUAUUCUUCGGGAGCUAACAAGAGGACGUAUUGGGCGCCAUGCAGCAAAUUCAUUGAUUGUUCAGUUUCAUAUCAAAUUGUUAUCUCUCAUCCAAAAGAACAAGGGAGAGAGGCCUUUGUCUUACUCAACAAAAAGUGGAGAAUCAUGGAUGCAAGCUCUUAAAAAAUCUAUUACUGGGUCUCAAUGGCCCUUCAAGAAUUUUCCUUUGGAUUGCCUUAACAAUGGCCUAUUGGGAUAUGACAGUUUGGAUCCAUCAAAGAAGCUUAGAGUUUUGAAUUUUCUUUGUGAUGAGUCCCUUGGUACUGAAGAAUUGAGGCAUUGCAUUGACAAGGAAAAUUCAAAUUAUAUUGAAAGAAAAAAGGCAGCCAAAGAAAAAGUUCAAGCUGCUAAAAGAAAGGAAAAGGAUCUUAAGAAGAAGCUGAAGGAUGAUGUGGCUAAAGCAAUGCUUUCUUUGAAAGGAGCUCCUCUUUCACUUGCUGAGCAUGGUGAUCUUAUUUCAACAAUAAAGACUGAGACAGAGAAAAUUCAUGCUGAAAUGCUAGAGUCAAUGGAACUUUUACCCAAGAAGCAACAAAGACAAGAUGCCCUUCGGACUGAGCCAAUGCUUUUGGAAAAAAAUGGGCAUGCAUAUUGGAAACUGGAGGGUCAUUGCAGCAAUUCAAAUAUCAUACUUCAAGAUAUUAGGAAUUGGGAGUCCCUCGAGGAUAAGUGGUUUGCCUAUGAUGAAAAUGAAGAGAAGGCAGUAGAGAAACAUAUUUCCUCUUUAAGGAAGCUAAGACAUAGGAGGAAAUAUUUAGUGAAAAAAGCAUCAGUGGACGGUCAAGGGACAGAGUAUAACUCUUUAACCAAUUCACCAUCUCUAAAUUGCUGAGGUGAAGGCUUGCAAAGUUAGCACCAAUAUAUCUGCAUUUUCUGGAUGUGAUAGGUGGAUGGCAAAAUUUGUGCGCCGAAGCCCACAGAAAUGCUCUUGGAAGUUCUUUUAUGGAAGUAUUUUGGAAUGCUAUGCUCUCAUUGCACACUGGCCAUGUAAACUAAUCCUGUUACGUUUUAUCUGUUGGCUCUAGAACCCGAAGCUUUGUGAGCCGUCGGGAGAUGUUGUGCUGCAAUGUAUUUUGAUUUGUAUAACCAGAUACAGUCUUGGAUUCUUAAGGGCACACCAUCCUGCUUAUUUUGAUUCUUGGGUGGUGCUUUUGGUGGGGAACCAUUUUUGUAUUGUAUAACCAGACAAACGUGGAUUCUCAGGGGUUCAUCAUCCUGCAUAUUUUUACCUUUUAUGUGCACUUUCAAACACAUUCUUUUGAUGGGGCAAUUGUGCCAUGUAAAUGGUGUUUGUGAUAGCUCAAGGUUUGUCCAUCAUUCAAUUUUGUAAAGAACCAGUAGGAUUCUUCCUGGUG